This is a messenger RNA of Aplysia californica (California sea hare), 5688 nucleotides long. Its product is annotated as protein KIBRA. Gene Ontology annotation, cellular component: cytoplasm. The record is from RefSeq and is a predicted model, not a curated record. NCBI's taxonomy places the organism in Eukaryota, Metazoa, Mollusca, Gastropoda, Aplysiida, Aplysiidae. Gene Ontology annotation, biological process: negative regulation of organ growth; regulation of DNA-templated transcription; cell migration. Gene Ontology annotation, molecular function: kinase binding; molecular adaptor activity. The transcript has 26 exons. The coding region runs from base 64 to 5247 and encodes 1727 amino acids.
UGAAAGCAAUAUGGAGGACAAAAAUGUGUAAGAGAGUUUCAAACUAAAAAGUUUAGAUGAAAUAUGCCAGAGAGGGGCAGCGGGGACUUUCCCCUACCCGAGGGAUGGGAAAAAGCUGUGGAUUAUGAUGGCAAAAGCUUUUUCAUCGAUCAUAAUAAUCGGAGAACAACGUGGAUUGACCCUCGAGACAGAUUCACAAAGCCGCAGACUUUUGCGGAUUGUGUUGGAGAUGAGUUGCCCCUUGGAUGGGAGGAGAUCUACGACCCAAAUGUUGGUGUUUACUACAUAAACCACAUAAACCAAAUAAAUCAGCUAGAGGACCCUCGAGUGCAAUGGAGACAAGAACAAGAACACAUGUUAAAGGAGUAUUUGGUGACGGCUCAAGAGGAUCUGGAGGCAAAGAAGGAGAUAUACUCCAUCAAAGAACAACGGCUUCUAUUAGCUCAGGAUGAAUAUCAGCAUUUGAAUGAUACAUUGUCAGGAUGGAAGUCCUCCAGGACAAGUUUAAAUUCCAAUUCGAGUGUUGGCAGCACCAAGUAUGAUCCUGACUUGCUAAAGCAGGAUGUUAAUCUGGCCAAAAGCCGCGUGGCUCGGCUCAAGAGAGAGCUGGAACAAAUAGGGGCUGAAAUGUCAUACCAGGAGCGAGGAGUCGAAACACUGUCCAGUGUGGGCCAGAAGUUGUCGAGCAUCUCUGGAGGAUAUAGUUUGGAACAAGCGCAACGGAUUUUGUCGGAGAUACGUCAAUUGCAGUCUCGGCUGUCGCAGGGGGAGAAGGAGAAGAAUGAUCUCAUGCAGUCUCUUGCACGCUUAAAGGAAGACUUGAUGAAGCGGGCUAGUGGCUCCUCCCCGGAUGUUUCCACCUUGUCCUUGACUCAAGAACGGCUGGACAUGGCUUCUCAGACUGAUCUGCGUGGAGAGUUUGGCAGAUCACAGAGCAGAUUACUGGCAGAGAAGACUCGAAUGCAACUCCAGUACGACGAAGCACAACGUCGCCUCGGAGAACUCAAAUGUCGACUUGCCAAGAUUGAAGACAAGAUGGUUCCUGGCCAGCCUGAGUCGGAUAAAGAUAGGUUGUUGCUGAUACAAGAGAAAGAACAGUUGCUCAGGGAACUGAGGAGCAUUGAUCCCAAAGGUCGCACCGAGGCAGACUUGCAGACAGUGAAGGAUCGAAUAGCAGAGCUUGAGCAAGAUCUUCACUAUGCUCGAGAAAUCUCCAAUAAACAGAUACAACAGAGAAUCACGCUGCAUGAUGAAAAAGCAACGAUCCUUCAUGAGCUGAAGGAGACAACAAAGCUAACAUCGUACCUAGAGUCACAGCUGAGAAGUUUGUCUUUGAGCACAUUGUCAGUGUCCUCUGGCUCAAGUCUAGGCUCUCUGGGCUCUCUGUCUGCUGGAAGUCGAGGAUCCUUGAACUCGUUGUCGACAAUGGACAUCUACAGCAAUGGGCAGGUCGGAGGUCAAGGCACCGGGGAGGUCAACUUGCAAGAGUUGCUUCAGAGAGUGGAGAAACUCCUGCAAGGCCACAGUAUGUCUCCCAUUCAAGAGACCCAGUCUAGCCUCCCUCAUGACGACAUAACAGAGGCAGCCACAUCGAGCUACAUGCAGUCCGUCUUGGGCAGUAAUCAGGAGUUAGCAGACGCCAGCAAUAACAACACCAGCAAUAACAACAGCAGCAACACCAACAGCAGUAACAACAAUGUGAACAACGUCCUCAGCAACAGCAACAACAACUUGUCGAGCAUACUGAGCAACAGUCAGAACAGUAGCAGUUUGUCUGGCCUUCAGAAGCCUUCGCUGUCCCCCAAGUCCUCGCUGACAUCUGCCUCACCGCCCGUUUCUCCAAUUUACAGCUUUGGCCCACCACCAAGUUAUGAGCAGCACAUGAAUGCCUUGGAGCAGAGACAUGUGCCGAUGCAGCCAGUUUUGCCACAGCAACAGCCGUUGAAUAGCAGCAAUAGCAGCCUGAACAGCAAUAGCAAUGUUGACAAUUUGCUGUGGAUUCUCAAUGCCAAUGCAGCAAACGGAGACUACGAUCAGCCCAGUAUGGUAACUGAUGUAAGCUCUACGCAGAAUCACGGUGUAGAAGUUGAAGACAGUAACAGUGCUAACUUUGCGGCAGGAGUACCCAGCAGUUUAGGGCCAGCCGCAGUUCCCAGUGCCUUGGCUUUUUUUAACUCUGCGUCUAACCAGCAUGUUGCUGGGGCUGCGUCUUCUGUUCUUUUGCAGCAACAGCAGCAGCUGCCUGUUCCCAACUCCUCAACAGAUGACAUAAUCCCCCUGCCACAAAGAAAUACCGUACCCACAGCUAUGGGCAGUGAAAGUAAUGUCGUAGCGUUGGAUGGCCUUUCCUCUAAGGCUACAGUGCCUGUGGUGAUGGCAACUUCAACUUCCACCUCAGCCCUCUCCCUACCCCACUCUUCUACCAUGUCAUCAACUCUUACGACAGUGGGCACUGUUGCACAGCCACAUCAUACGGCGCCAAAGUCACUUCCAUCGGACAUUACCAACGAAUGUCUCCCUAGUAGUUGUGGGCUGAGCUCCUCAGUACCCACAGUAGGUCCAGUUUCUCGUCACUCACACUCAUGUGAACCGAUUCCAAACCCUCCCCUCAGCCCCAUAAGUGAGAGUAGUUCGGGCGUGGGAAACAACCUGUCGGGUGGCAAUACGCGCAGUGUGUCGGCUGCAGUCAGUGACGAGUCGGUCGCAGGAGACAGCGGCGUGUUCGAAGCUUCUGUGCGCAGAACUGGGUACAUAGACAAAGUAUUAGAAACGAACCUGGAAAGUGCUCAAAUACAGAUCAAACUCAAGUAUGAAGGUGUGGAGAGACAGCUUCUGGUGGGCAUAGAGCAGGCCAGGAACCUGGAGGUAUUGCCCUUCCCCUGGGAUAGCCGUGUCUGCAUCAAAGCUGCCUUGCUGCCAAACCAGACAAUGUGCUGGGAGACACAGCCUUUGCCUGAGUUGAGAUCACCAAAGUUCUCCGAGAUGUUCCGUGUGAGCAUCCCUGAACACAAGCUUUUCUCCAAGACGUUGCAAGUGCAUGUGUGGAGUCUUAGUGCUGAGAAAGGGGAAGAGUGUCUGGGUUGUGCACAGGUCAGCUUGGCAGAGUUUGACCCAAAGUGUGUGUUGGUCCGCUGGUACAAUGUACUGAGUUUCCGUUUUAUGCAAUCUGAGAUGAAGGGCCAGAGCUCAUCAGUGUCAUCAAACAAUUGGUCAAGCAUUCAGUCCCAACCUUCCUCGAGCAGUAGCUCUGAGGGUGUCAAACCUCUCUACAGCUACUCGAGGGCCAAACAGAAGCAGUCUCAAGACAGAGUUCAUCAGCUGCUAGAAGCCUCCUCGGCCAAACUACGCCAGGCAUCGUCAGCGUCUGUGAGUGAUGAUCAAUCCUCUGGUACUGAUUCUGCAAGUGGAAAACGGUCUCAACAUCCAGUGGUCGUAUCUUUGAAAGAGGAAAGCAGUGAUGAAUCAACUAUUAUUUCUUCUCAAACCUCAACACUCACGAGGAAUCAUGGUCCAGAAGAAAUGAAAAAUCAUCGUUUUGACGGCUCCCAUUUUCAUGAUGGUGUAGAAGAUGAUGAUGGUGGAGAUGAUGAUGAUGACGAGGACGAAGAAGAGGAAGAGAAGGACAAAGACUUUGAGCAAAUGAUCCAAGAAGUGCUGGAUGAGCUGGCUGAGUCUGUGGAUCACUGUGACCACGACAACUUUACAGAGUCGGAGGAUGGUCAGCUGGUGGUCACUUGUGACAAGGAGACCAACACGGAGGCUGGGGAGUACACGCUGAGGGAAGUGAAGCGGCACGGCCCUCACCACCAUCGCCAUCACCCCCACCACAAGCAGCAGCAGCAGCAGCGCUACAUGAAUUCGUUGAGGAGCAGCACCAUUAAAAGAUCACAAACAUUCUCACCCGCAUGCCGCCAACCUCCGCCCGGCUAUGUUUGCAAGCUGAAUCGCAGUGACAGUGAUAGUUCCAUGCCAUUGUACAAGAAGACACCAUUUCAGAGAAAUACUGUCAGCCGCCGAAGUCUACGAUGGAAGCGGGCUGAUGGCAGCGUGGGUUUCAUGCCUCUGACCAGUCACAUCCCAUUCCGCACAUCACUGGAUCUAGAGCUUGAUCUGCAGGCCUCCCAUACUAAGCUGUCACAUCUCACAGAUGAAAUAAGCCGUCUCAAAGAACUUAAGUACACUUUGGAAGAGUCGAAGAACAAAGGAGAGUCAGAGUUGCCAAGUUGGCUGAGUGAGAAUGAAAAGUUUCACCGCCUUCUCUCUAUGGCAGAGAAAUUGGCGACCUGUGUCCAAGCAAGAAAUACAAGCUCAGGCAUAGAGAAGCGAGAGUACAUCUCUAAGCAGGACAAAAGGGCUGAGCACCUGAUGAAGAAGGUCACCAAGGAGGUACAACGCAUGAGACAGGGCACGCAGCAGUCUCGCAUGUUCACCUUCAGGGAGAAGAUGGCUUUUUUCACCAGCGCCAACAUGGACGUCCCCGUUAUUCCUUCAGAAGCUGCGCGAGUGGGGCCCCUCUCUAGGAGGGUGUCCAGAAGUGAGGCUGGAGGUACGGAGAAGGUAUCGCCAACGAAUGGAUUAGCCGCACCCCCAACAGCAAUUUCGCAUGUCGCACCACUGUCAUCAUCCAAUGGUGAGGUACAGGGUUUGGAUGUGUUUCCAAGGAGUAGGGUAGCGGCUCCACCUCCAUCAAAUGUGCUCGGAGCUCCCAUGGCGCCCCAUUCUUCUUUGGUUUCGUCAAAUGGGCUGGGUGAAGGUCACCAGCACAGAUUGACCUCAGAGCGCGCUUCGGGCCCGUUACCAGCUUUCCAGGCUUGUGCAGAAUUGUCUUCGAGCUCCCAGUCCCCCUGUGGCCCCAGUCAACCCCUUUCAUCUAUCAGUGGUAUCGCUUCAAUCGCCGGUCCAUCUCCACAGUCGCAGUUACCGUCGUCACAGCCAGCAGAAGAAAUAUACAACUCCGCUACUAGUGCGAGGAGUACUGUGUUGUCCCCAGUAAAUACUGCUACCCCUGUGGGCAUCGCUGAUCAGGAUGCACUUGUGACAUCAACCGUCUCUAAAAAUCAAAAGCCUUCAGUUGCAUCGACAGUUGAAUGUGGUCAAACUGUGAACGACUUUUCUGCAGCCUCCGUUGUUGUUGAAGGCGGUGGUGGGGAAGAGGAAAUGGGCUCCCUCUCCGCAGAGGGGCCGAGUGGGAGUGGUGGUGCGCUUGAAUCAUUUUUCCAUGAUGACAGGAUUGGUGAAGAAGUGUAAGCAGGCAAAGCUUGGUGGAGUUUCUGUUGUCUCCGUGUGUGUGUUUUCUGUGAGUGGAUGGGUCUUGUGUGGCUGCGUGAGGGGUUCUGGACCAUUCUACCAUUGUGGAUAGCUCCUAGAUAAGCAGAUGGUACAUGAUGAGGUCUCAGGCCAGUAUCAAAGAGGGUUCAGGCUCCUACUGCGAAAGGGGUAUGAAAAUGAAACGGGAGGGAAGAAAGAUAAUGAUAUCGAUCCUCUUCUUUAUCAAAACAAAUUGAUUGCGCAGUAUAAGGCUCCACCAAAUGUCACUUUUUCAAAUUGACGUAUUGUGGAGUUUUACACUAGGUAGUUGAAAUAAAGUUGGAUAUGGUCUUGCAGUAUCUGUUUCAUAAAAAGCAGAAGGUGCUUCGGCUAUGUGUAUUUUCUACCACUUCCUGUACCUAUAAAUUGACUAAAUGGAAA